GCAGUGCGUGUCGCUCUGAGCGACAGCUGAGAGGCACGUGCAGGAAGGUCUUGUACUUGAAGCUCGCUGUAACUUCGCUAUGCUCUCUGUAUUGGUGAAACUCUUUUAAUCAGACCGAUGAACUGCACCAGGGUCUGCCAUAUCUUUGAUACCAGAUCGUUGCCAGCUGUGUCUAUUAUGCCAGUUGAUAUAGCCAUGAGACUCUGUUUGGCCCAUUCUCCACCCAUGAGGAAUUUCCUUGGCCCCUAUGACCCUUACGGUGGGCUGAACAUCACCAACAGGCUAAAGCCCUUGCGGCCCUGCAUCAUUCUGAAGGGUGGCACUGACUCUUGUAAUGAAGGCUGGGCUCAAUCCAAAGGCAAGAGAAAGAAAACUGUGGCAUUUGCGGAUGAUAAAGGUUUGUCUCUCACUGCAGUUCACUUUUUCUCCGAAUGUGAAGACUCAUUCGCUGAACUACAGUUUGACCUGACAGAUCUUGACAACACAACAUGUGGACUGAAAGUAAAUGAAAGAAAGCCCUUGGUCCUGGACUUCGCUCUGCCGUCUGCGGACUACCUGGAAUUCCGAAAUCGCCUGAAGAAGAAUUUUGUCUGUCUCGAAAAUUGCACUCUGCGGGAGAAAUUCAUUGCUGGCACUGUCACAGUGAGGAAUCUAAGUUACCACAAAGUAGUUCAAAUCCGGAUAACAUUCGACACUUGGAAGAGUUAUAAGGAUGUGGACUGUACAUUUCUAAACAAUAUUUAUGGCUGUUCUGAAACAGACACAUUUUCUUUUGCUAUUGAUCUGCCAUCAUCCUUACUGCCACAGGAGAGAAUAGAGUUCUGCAUCUCCUUUAAGUGUGGAGAUCAACUCUUUUGGGACAACAACGAAGGGAUGAAUUACGGCAUUGUUCACGCUGAAUGGAAACCUGACGGGACUCGGGCUCCGAUCAUCUUCAAGGACGAGAUGACCAAGGUCCCUGGGAAGUUGCAGAUGAUUGAAUGUGACCAGUUCGGAAGUCCCCGAUCAUCGAGUGGGCCGUUUCCUGAAUGGCAGAGCUGGGGCAAGAUCGAGACGGCUCUGCCGUACUGGUGACAGAUGUUAGUGUUGCUGUAUUGUUUGGUGGAGAGUUGCCUCAAUUUCCAUAUUAAACUUAUGAAAACCCCCAUGUUGUGGAUCUGUCAAGUCCCCUGCUUAAUGAAUAAUCAACUUCACUUUUUUUUUCAAAGAGCUCCCCUUUGUGACUAUUAAUUUUCUGUUUUGCUCCUGUAUACUAUUGGAUCAUUCUCAAAAUAGAUUAGUGGCUGACACACAAGUGCAUGAGACAAACACCAGUUACUAAUGUGGAUAAUUAGUUUCCAAAAGAUGAAAGUUCAUAUUGGAUCCUUGAGGCUCUGGUGAUGACACUAAUUUCUGGAAUUGUGGUAUUUUGUGCCAUGCUUGCUAUAUUUUUGACCAUGUUGAUUUUUUUUGGAAACUAAAGAAUUGCAUAGGAUAAAGUAGAGCACUUAACGCAUUGUGAAUGAAGAUGGACUGUAAACCUUUUAUCUGACUUCCAGUCCAUAUUAGUAGGACAGGUAACUUGCAAGCACUAACUCAGUGAUCAUAUUUGCUUUGAUUAGCUAUGGGCAUGUGGCCGACGAAAUUAGGUAGCAGUCAGAAAUCCAUUGCACAUUGUAUAGCUAAUGAGUGCCUUUUGUUGACUAAAUAGCAUCCCUGGAUGCUAAGAUACAGGCUACCAAAUCGAACUUGAUGUGGCAAUGAGAAGCUGAGACUUGUUCAAAGUAACUAUUCAUUUGGCUGAGUUUAUAAGCUGGCUGUAAACCCUUCUGAUUUUCCUUUAGAGCUAAACUGAUAAGUUGGCGUUUAGCAUUAUACUCUUGAAAUGUUCAUUUUUAUUUUUUCCCCUAAAAUGUUUUACCAGUUAAACAUCAAGGUUUGUCAUUUAUUUAUGAACAUUUUAGUUCUGUUUUUAGCUAAUCUUAAGCACUUAUUUUUGCAAUUGCAGGUGUGAGGAAACCUGACAAUCAAGGCCUAUUUCUAAAUAACAGUAUGCUUUUGUAGCAAUGCUUUUAAACAGCCUACAUUAUAAUCUUUUGCACUGCUCUUUUUUAAAAUGUGACCGACACUUUAUUUUUUUCUAAUUAUAUGUACAUAUACAGCUAUAUGAGGCACUCUUAGAAGUGAUCCUUCAUAUUGAAGGCUAGAAAAUUAACUUGUAUUUGGGUACAAAUGGGUUCAUAACUAGAAAAUAAUAAAUUUCUGGAGGCUGCAAAAUUUGAUUUGAAGGGUCUGGGUCCCUUUGUCCUCUUGGUAUUCUGUAAUCUUAUAGCUCCCUGGAACUGACACUUGACAUUUGCAGGAAGCAUUGUCUUACAGCUGUAAGCAGUAAAUUCAAAAUUUUGCUACUGUCUAAUUUUUUUCAAGUCAUUAAUACAGCAACAUGAUCACAACAUAAACUCGGAGAGAGGCCAUUUGAUUCAUAUUAUCUCCUCAAUCUAAAAGAAAGCUUGCUAUUCCAUCCCCUUCCCUAUGCAACACAGUGGUAACUGUAUCGCAAAUGACAAUGGUCUGCUUCCAUUACCUAUCUGGAAAUCUACCCAAAUUGGUAAUAAACCUUUUUAAGAACUAAGAUCAGUCCUAAAUUUCCAAUUUUUUUUUGUCAAUGAGCAUAGGCCCCUGUCUUUUACGAUUAACCAUGAAGCUUUUAUUUUUACAUCCUAUUUAAUCAGAUUCCCUCUUGGCAUUCCUCUUUCGCUUCUAUAGUAUCCUGGUUUCACCAGUCUUUCAUGAACCUGUGCCCAGACACAAGAUUCAGUCUCAUGGUUGUUCCUUAUACUGUCUUAGGGGUACGAAUGUUUCUGAGCUGCUAGUAUGCCCGUCAAGUCUUAAGGUUCCCAUUCUGUUUAGGUAUUGUGCCUUUGCCUAUACUACCCCUUUUGACCCCAAAAUGGUCAGUGAUAUGCAAUUGCUAUUGCUUUUACACCAGCUUGGCCCUCUUGGUAAAUAACUAUUUCGUCAAAUGCAUGAAGUGAGUCGGGAAACAUCGCUUUUCAUCCCUAUCAUUAAGGCAAUGCAUCCAAUUCAGAUUCUCAUGCUGCCAUGGUGAGAUUUGUACCUGCACUGUACCACUGGAUUAUUAGUCUGGUAAUAUUAAUCACUACACUACUGUGUUGCCCUAAGGUAUAGAGAGCAUCCUGCACUUGGUAAAAAUGAGGUUACCAAGGAAAAUGGAGGAUGUUAAAUACCUGGCAUGCUAAUGCAAAAAAAAAUUCAUGCCACUGGCUUUGUUUUUGGACAGUUGACUCUAAACUGGUCUUUGAAGUGGCCUAUCAAGGCACUCUGCAUCAAAGCAGUCAAGAUGGGCAGUAAUGCUGUUCUUGCCAGCAGUACCCACAUCCCAAGAAUGAAUAUAAUAUAAUUAAUCCCAUACUGGACUGUUGACAGCGCUUCUGCCUUUCUUUUAAAACCUUGUUUCCUUUUGUUGCAUGCGGCUAUAUUUUUUGAGUAGCAAAUUUUCUGUGAUAGAUCUGUACCCUUGUUCCAAUUACAUCCAUUGACAACCUUGACUACCUCUUCCUUUUGAUUUUUGAACUCCUCUUGCAGAGCCUGAUACUGGUUUGUGAAAGUAACUUGCUGAUUAACAUUUGACAUUAUUACCUGUCUUCUGCUCCUACCUUGACCCAUCCCUGUGCCCAACUUGUUGAUGACUCCAUAUUUGGUUAUGUUGAUAACCUCUUCAAACUUUGGCUUUCCCUCUGAAUCUAUUUCAUUGGCAUACAAUUCCCUCUGAAUCCAUUUCAUUGGUGUACAGUAACUCCCCCUAUAAGCCCAGUACUAGCCAUUCCCUUUAUAUCCCUGUGUAAAUUGCUGUACUUCCUUUUGAGACCGUAGUCCUAUCCUUGAGUGCUGAUCAAUAAACCAAUAUUACAAUACUUUUGCUUUUAUUAUACCUAAGUUGAGUACCACAAAGAGCACCUUUUUGCCUUUAUUGUCUGCUUUAGCAUUACUUUACCUUUGUGCUCUUUGAAGUUUUUGCCUAGAUUACUCAACUGACACUGGAGUUUAAUGUGAUUGUGGUGGUGUUUGAACUGUGAGCGUGUGAACUCUGUUCUGACUGCGUGCUUUAGAAUAAAAGGACAGUUAUCGAAGGAAGAUGUGAAAGGGUGUCAAGACUGGUUAACAUGGUAUCUAUAAUUACUGAAAUAUUUUUGUAUUAAGAUUUGUUGGUGUAAAUUUGGAUUCUUUAAGGAAGAGGAAAAGUCUAAGGGGAGUAUCUUUUACUCAAGUACUUCGUCAUUCAAUAGAAGAAAAUAUUAAGAAAACUACAACUUCAACAAAAUAAAAUCACCCACUUACCUCCUGCCCUAAGUUGGCUUUCUCUCUGUUGAUUGGCUGCUUUAGUGACAUUAGAAUCGGCAGAAGGGGGAAUUUCAAACCUACUUGAUGGUUUCAAUGGUAAUAAAUUUUUAAUUUGCUAAACUCUACUGAGGCUAAUUCCAUUCUAAGAAAGAGAGAAGUGCUUUGAGUAAUAAUUAUUCUCUCCAGACUUUCCUUUUUUAAGUUGUAAUAAAGAAAAAUAAAUGCUUUAUAUUGUAAAA
This is a messenger RNA of Carcharodon carcharias (great white shark), 4580 nucleotides long. RefSeq names its product protein phosphatase 1, regulatory subunit 3Cb (gene ppp1r3cb). Bases 118 to 1074 code for a protein of 318 amino acids. The transcript has 2 exons. Gene Ontology annotation, cellular component: protein phosphatase type 1 complex. Gene Ontology annotation, molecular function: protein phosphatase 1 binding; glycogen binding. The record is from RefSeq and is a predicted model, not a curated record. Gene Ontology annotation, biological process: regulation of glycogen biosynthetic process. Lineage: Eukaryota; Metazoa; Chordata; Chondrichthyes; Lamniformes; Lamnidae.